This is a messenger RNA of Juglans microcarpa x Juglans regia, 1876 nucleotides long. RefSeq lists its product as uncharacterized. The transcript is spliced from 4 exons. Gene Ontology annotation, cellular component: outer membrane; SAM complex. The record is from RefSeq and is a predicted model, not a curated record. Gene Ontology annotation, biological process: protein insertion into mitochondrial outer membrane. Lineage: Eukaryota; Viridiplantae; Streptophyta; Magnoliopsida; Fagales; Juglandaceae. The coding region runs from base 96 to 1691 and encodes 531 amino acids.
CGCGACCGCACUUUUUUAGUGUCCAUGGCACCACCCCCAACUGUCACCACCGCCGCUCCCAACUCUCUCUUCUCUCUCCUCUCUAAUCGCCCGGGAUGUCAAACUCAGUCGAAGAAAAACAAGCACAAACCCCACCAAAACCUAACUCCGACCAUGAAGAGGAAGAGGACGAAGAUGAAGAGCAAGAAUUGCCAUCGAAUCCCCUAUCCCGAGAGGCACAACUACGCGCGCACAAGUCGAAGAUCGACUACCUCUUCCGUCGAAUGCAGACCGAGACGGUCCAUCUCCGAGUCCACGACGUGUUGAUCAAGGGUAACGCCAAGACCAAGGAGUGGCUCAUCGAGGCCGAGCUGGAGGACGUGAAGAGUGCCACCACGUUACAGGGGCUGCUCGAGGCGGCCGGGAUUGCUAAUGCGAGGCUUCAGCAGCUCGAUAUUUUCGAUUCCGUUAGAAUCACGCUCGAUUUGGGCCCGCCGGAGCUACCCGGGACUGCAAAUGUCAUAGUCGAGGUUGUGGAGACUAGCAGCCCUAUCACCGGGGAGUGCGGCGUGUACAUGAAUACCGCGGCUAGAUCUUCCAUCUUCGACGGUUCUCUCAAGUAUAAAAAUUGCUUCGGUUGUGGGGAUGUGUGGGAUGGGUCGGUGGGCUAUGCUCCCAACCAAACAUCAGAGGUUAGUGCUGGUGUGUUUUUGCCCAGAUUCAAAGGAUUGUUAACUCCUGUGCUGCUACGAGUAUCCCUGCUUUCCCAAGACUGGCAAGAGUUCUCUUCUUACAAAGAAGGAUUGCUGGGUCUUUCUCUUUGCUUGUUUUCCACCAGGCACCAUGACUUAGUAUAUAAUCUUGGAUGGCGUACCCUAAUGGAUCCAUCAAUAGUAUAUAAUCUUGGAUGGCGUACCCUAAUGGAUCCAUCAAUAAUGUCAUCCAGGUCAGUAAGGAGGCAGCUUGGACAUGGUUUGCUUUCAUCUUUGAAGUACACAUUUAAGAUUGACAGGAGGGAUUCACCUGCGAGGCCUAUCAAAGGAUAUGCUUUUGUUUCUAAUACUCAAGUAGGCGGCCUCUCACCAGAUCACAGAAGCUUGAGAUAUUUGCGCCAGGAGUUAGAUCUUCGGUAUGCAGUCCCUUUUGGCUUUUAUCAUGCCGCACUCAAUUUUGGGAUCUCCGGUGGUGUUAUAUUUCCAUGGGGCUGUGGAUUCUUGAACAAGCCCUCUCCCUUGCCUGAGAGAUUCUUCUUGGGGAUUGAUUUCUCUCCAAUUUGCACUUUGGGUGGCCCAACGACCAUUUGGGGAUUUAAGACAAGGGGACUGAGACCUACAGAGCCACUAAGACAAAUUAGAGAAAAAAGUAAUGAUGAGAAUUCUGGUUUUCCUGGAAGGGAUUUUCUUGGAGGAGACCUUGCUGUUACUGCUUUUGCAGACCUUUCUUUUGAUCUUCCAAUUAAGUUGUUAAGAGAACGUGGAGUCUAUGGACACAUUUUUGCUGGUGCUGGGAACCUCGCUAAACUAACAGAGAAUGAGUUCCGAAAUUUCUCUUUUCGCCAGUUCUUAGAGUCAUUCCGAAGCUCUGCAGGAGUUGGCAUUGUUGUUCCCACUAAACUUUUCCGCCUAGAGGGCAACUUCUACUACAUGCUCAAGCAAGAUGAUCAUGACCGCGGCAAGACUGGCUUUCGGUUUAACUUCUCUGCUCCAUCAUAGAGUCUGAAUUUUUUUCCCUGAUGAUUGAUAUUUGGAAGCGUUCAGGUACACGAGUAUUUAUAAAAAAAAUUAAACUGUUCUCAAAACUGUCAGUAUGGACAAGGGAAUGUUAUCUGCACUCUGAUAUUCAGACUGGAAGUUCAGUAAGCAUGAUGUUUACUGAAAUUGAGGGAAAUGUGUUUCAG